AUGCCAUCCACUAACCAAGUUAAAUUACCAGUAAUUAAAGGAGGAGGAGGAGGAGGAAAAAAUAAUAACAGUAAUAAUGGUGUUAAUAAUGAAAUUGUAAAUCAUAAUUAUAUUCAAACUGUUACAUUGGCAUUACUAGAUUCUUCAUUUUGUAAUGAAAGAAAAGAUAAUUAUAAACAAAUUACAAUGGCAUUAAAAGAACAUAUUUCUAAUAUUUUAAAAAUACAUAUACAAGAUAUUGUAAUUGAUGAAAUAUAUGCAGAAAAUUCAAAUGGAUUAUUUAAUGGAAAUGAAAAAUGUACUUUACCUAAUGGUAAAUUAAAAGGUAUAAUAUUUGAUAUAUCAAUAAUAAAAAAUAUGUUAAUAAAUUAUCCAACUUAUAAUGAUAUUGAAAAAAUUACAUUAGUAGAAAAUGAAUUUAAUGAUAAAUAUGGAAAAAUAAUUCUAUGGGAAAGAAAAAUUGAAAAUACUAAUAAUGAACAUAAUCCAUUCUGUCAAGCAAGUUUAAAAGUUACAAAAAAUAUUAAAUUUAUGUGUAUUAAUCAUCCAAUAUAUUGUAUACAUAAUAAUGAAUAUAAAUGUUAUACUAAUCCAAUGGGAAUUGAUUGUUUCUGUUAUAAUGAUCAAUCCAUAUAUAAUCAAAUACAAAAUAAUCAAUAUAAUAUUACUUAUCCUAUGACUAAUGAAUGUAAAACAAUUAUUUCUUGUACUAAUGAUAUUAUUCUUCCAAUUAUACCAAGAUGUUCAACAAGUCCCUAUAGUAUUGGAUGUCCAUGUAAUUUAAAUCCAUAUUCAAAAUUAUGUGGAUGUUAUAUUAAUCCAUUCAAUCCUGGAUGUCAUUGUACUUAUAAUCCUUAUUCUAAUGAUUGUAAAUGUUUAUUAAAUCCUGAAGAAUGUAAAUAUGAAAAUGGACUUGAUAUAAUUGACUAUGAAAUUAUUGAUAGAGGACCUUUUAAUCUUAAACAUGGAUUAAGAAGAUUCUAUAAAAAACAUUUCAGAAAGAGUAAUUCUUUACCAUUAUUUUCAAACUAUGAAAUCCUAAAAAAUAUAUUAAUCAUUUUCUUAAGUAUGGCUCUUUUUAUUAAUCUUUAA
Cryptosporidium ubiquitum is the source of this 1092-nucleotide messenger RNA. RefSeq lists its product as uncharacterized. Lineage: Eukaryota; Apicomplexa; Conoidasida; Eucoccidiorida; Cryptosporidiidae. The transcript has a single exon. The coding region runs from base 1 to 1092 and encodes 363 amino acids. The record is from RefSeq and is a predicted model, not a curated record.